Parastagonospora nodorum SN15 is the source of this 744-nucleotide messenger RNA. RefSeq lists its product as hypothetical. The transcript has 3 exons. Bases 1 to 744 code for a protein of 247 amino acids. Gene Ontology annotation, cellular component: mitochondrion. Gene Ontology annotation, biological process: acyl-CoA metabolic process. Gene Ontology annotation, molecular function: fatty acyl-CoA hydrolase activity. The record is from RefSeq and is a predicted model, not a curated record. Lineage: Eukaryota; Fungi; Ascomycota; Dothideomycetes; Pleosporales; Phaeosphaeriaceae.
AUGCAGGUUGCGAAGGCGCCUGAAAAGGGAAAAGAAGUCAAAGAUGAGGACGUCUUGAUCAAUUGCACUUUUACGAUGGUCUCGCUCGACCCUGGCACGAAGAAGCCGGUGAACGUCAACCCACUGAUUAUCGAAACACCAGAGGAGAAGCGCUUGAAACUCACUAAGAAGAUAGACCCAUACGAUAACCUCCGCCAACCCGAUAAUGUCGUCUUCAUGGACGCGACGCGCCUCCAGACUGCGACAAUCAUGCAGCCCCAAUAUCGCAAUCGACAUCACUUCAUGAUCUUCGGAGGCUUCCUCCUCAAACAAACCUUCGAACUCGCAUUUACAACCGCCGCUGCGUUCGCACACGCCCGACCCACCUUCGUCUCGCUCGACCCAUCUACCUUCCAGAAUCCUGUUCCCGUGGGCAGCAUUCUCUAUCUCACGGCAACUGUGGUCUACACAGAUCCGCCGCUGAUCAACGCGCCUGGCGAGAACACGGACGAAAAUAGCGAAUACACAAGGGUUCAGAUACGCGUCGACUCGAAGGUCCGGGAUGUGGAGCAUGGGCACUCGAAACCGACAGGUCAAUUCAACUACACGUUCACAGUGCCAAAGAAUAUCCGAGUCAUGCCACGGACUUACCAGGAGUUCAUGAUGUAUAUUGAUGCGCGACGACGAGCAGAGCAGGUCAAGCGAACGUUGGACGAAGGACAUGGCGUGAGCGCGAAGACAGCGGAGGAAAGUCUUACAGAAUAA